ACCAGUGGAAAGAACUUCGUUACUUUCUUAGCUCCUAAAACGAAUUGUUUCAAGCUACAUUCGUGUUAAAUGAAUACAUGAACCUUGAGUUUUAACUUGAAUAAUGGAACAACCGCCCGCACAGGUCGACAACCGCAUGACCUUCCUUGGCACUUUCGUACAAAAAACGUUAAAACUGAAACCCGAAAAAUGGACACGAAUGAUGGCGACGGAAGACCACAAAGCAGUAGUGAUGAAGUUCCUCGAGCGCCCACACCCUACUAUCCUAGUAAUAGUUCUAACCCCCACCGCACAACUAGUUGCUUCUAAUGGGUUUCCACUGGCACAAUUAAAAAGCAAAGGGGUUUAUUUCAUCAAAAAAACCCUAGCAGCCGUUUCUAAAACAACCCCGUCUGAGUCACUCAUCACAGGCGACCUUUCCUCGAAAAUAAUAGACCAGUUAGCAAGUCUAGUAGACGAGAUAUUCGUCCCUUUGUUAUCUAAUUCUAAAAAUCACGGUAAAUGGCCAGCCGUUAUAGCCAAAGACGUCCAGAAACACGUCCAUAGUUUAAAAAGCACCGUUUACCAAGUUAAAGGUCAUGUAAAUGGCCAAACUGUGCUGCCUAUGCCGGUCGGUAUUGAUAAAGUUCAUGAAGUUGAAAAGGCCCUAAUUGAAAGCGACGGCGAAAUAUGUGAUUUAUAUUUAAAGAGUGCUAUCGAAGGGGUUGUUAUUAAGUGGUCGGCUCAAAUAAAUGACGUUUUAGUUAACGAUUCUUCCGAGAAGGCCGGACUGGCGGUAAAUCCCGUUCCUUCAGUAGAAUUGCAUUUUUGGAACUUGCGGCUACAAAACCUCCACUACAUUUACGAACAGCUCAGGGAACCCCGAGUGCGAAGUAUGGCCGUCAUUCUAGAAAAAACAAACAGCGCCUACUACAGUUGUUUCAAAAACUUAUUCAAAAACAUAGUUAUAGCACUAGCAGAAGCUAAAAACAUCUGUCUUUAUUUAAAACCGUUAAAAAAACAUAUAGCUCUUCUCGAAGAAACCGACUUCAGUGAAUGUAUUCCGGUACUAGCGCCGUUAAUGCACGUCGUUUGUCUCAUCUGGUGCAACUCCAAGUGUUACGACCAAGUCAAAAUAAUCGUACUUCUGAAACAAAUUUGCAACUUGUUGAUUCAAGAGGCCAAAAAGUGCCUAGAUCCGACUACUCUCUUCCACAGUGACAUAGAUGAAGCCAUGCAACGUGUAAACUUGUGUAUAAAAACGCUAAAAGAAUUUUCGAAAAUCUUCAACACGUAUAAAAACAACCUGGGUAGAUUUUUCAAAGACAAAGAACCGAGGUUGUGGAAUUUUCACCCGAAUAUGGUUUUCGAACGAUUUAACGCGUUUCUGGAACGACUGCGCACGAUCCAGUGGUUUUUUAACACAGUUCUCGAAUUCAGCAAGCUAGAAAAGGUGGAAAUUGGCGGCAUCAAAGGAAAAAAUCUCAGUGCUAGAGUUACAGUCGUCUUCGCUGAGUUUCAACAAUGCUUUUCUAUAUUUUCCGGAAAAUCGUACGACGUUCUCGACCCCGAUGACUCUUCUUUCAUUUCGGAUUUUGAAAACUUUAAGCAAAGAAUAUUCGAAAUGGAUAUGAAGUUAGCCGCGAUUUUGUGUCAAGCUUUUGAGGACUGCUCCAAUUUGGAAAGUAUAUUUAAGCUAAUUAGUAUCAUAGGAUCUGUGUUAGAAAGACCCCUAAUUAAGGCGGAAUUUACAAACAGGUAUACGAAAAUCUUGGACAUGUUGACGGAGGAAGUGAGCACAGCCGAGGCACUAUUCUCAGAACAACAAGCCCAGAAAGAAAAACACGGUCAGUUCGGCGUCGACAAGUACAUGCCCCCUGUAGCUGGUAGUUUACGUUGGACUUACAACAUGUGUGUGAGAUUACAAAGCCCCAUAGAUUCGUUCAAGAACCUGCAACAUCCAAUAACUCAGAGUCCUAGAGCCGGCGAAAUCCUCGCAAGAUUUGAAGAAUUGGUUAAAAAACUGGAAGACUUUAAUAGUCAGCUUCUUAAACAAUGGACCGAAGCUGUGCCACAACAAAUAGAAACCAAUUUAAAACUUUCUUUGCUUAAAAGAAAUCCCAAAACGAGAGAGCUCCACUUAAAUUUUAAUCCGGAACUCGCGGCAAUCUUACGGGAAAUUCAUUAUUUAAAACUAAUGGGACACGAAGACCUCCCAGAAAUCGCGCUUACGUUGGCGGAAAAGAAUGACGUAUUCAGAAAAUAUAUAUCCAAUUUAAACUCGACGAUUGCUUGGUACAAUAAAAUCAGAAGGACAACCAAAGAUGUGGAGUUUAAUUUAAUUCAGAGCGAAAUUGCUGAAAUCGAUAAAUUAAUAUUGCAAGGCCAACACACGCUGCACUGGACGUCCGACGGUCUAUGGGAGUACAUAACGAAGUUGUACAAUCUUGUCGGAAAUUUGCAACAACAUUUACAAAAGUGUCAGAAGAACCUCAACGAAAUUAAAAACGUUCUUAUGCCGUUCGCCCGACAGCCGCUAUUCGAAAGGCGAGAAGGAAAGAAAGAUGGCGUGCUGUGUCUAGAGGAGAGAGAUGAAAGAAUCACUAAGAGGUAUUCAGAUAUCAAGAAAGCAUCUGAUCAGAUAACUGAUUUAUUGGAACAAAACAUGCAACUGUUUCAAAUGACGGAUAAACAGGAUAACCCGAAGUGGCUGAGUUAUAUCGAUUAUGUAGAUCAAAUAGUGUUAAGUUAUCUUUAUCAGUGUGUGGGGUGUAGCUUAGGGUAUGUCAACGAACACAUGGAUCCAACUAACAAUUUAGCCCCACUAUUCGAAGCCCAACUAAUUCUUCUCGAACCAAACAUCGUGUUCAUUCCAUCCCUCGAUUCGAACGCUGAUAACGGCUUUAAAAAACUAAUAACAGGUCUCAUCGAAGACAUAAACCAAAUAGCUGCCAUCGUACCCAGAUUCUCAAAAACAGCCGAACUGUCAUAUCAGGCAGAAAUCAACACCAAUCAAGAUAUCGUCGAUAUCAAAACUAAUAUUUUCCUCAACGUUGAUAAAGUAAUCGAGGAAGCGUACGAAUUUUGUGACAAAUUCCAAAACUACUCGUACAUUUGGCUUGACGACCGAAAAAUAUACCUCGAACAUUUUUUGACUUACAGUAGACAACUGACAAGCGAAGAGAUUGACUGGGUGAAUUUGAAAGACUCAGCCGCGCCAAAAGUCAACCCGCCCAAAAUGGAACAAUUCCGCGAACAAAUCGAUCACUUCGAAAACCUCUAUACCGAAGUCGAAGGAAUGCAAACCAACCACAUUUUUAACUCUUGGUUUAAAGUAGACGUCAAACCUUUCAAGCAAGCUCUAUUAAACACCAUCCGAAAAUGGGGGAACAUGUUUAAAGAUCACUUAGUCGAUACGGUUACAAGUAGCCUGACGGAUUUAGGCCAGUUUAUCAGAUCCGCAGAUGAAGGCCUUCAACAAACUGUCAUCGAAGGCGAUUAUCAAGCUCUCGUCAACGUCAUGGGAUAUCUCCUUCACGUGAAAGAACGUCAAGCCACCACUGACGAAAUGUUCGGACCACUUCGCGAAACAAUCGAGCUGCUCAAAUUUUACGACCAAGAUAUACCCGAAGAGGUCAAUGUGUACCUACAAGAAUUACCAGAGCAGUGGAACAACACCAAGAAGAUCGCCAUCACCGUCAAACAACAAGUUGCCCCACUACAAGCCGCCGAAGUUGUUUUCAUUCGCAAAAAAAUUACAGAAUUUGAUGCCCGAAUACUUUACUACAGAGAAGUUUUCAAAAAAUAUCACUUUUUUCAGUACAACUGCUCAGAUCCGUACGACGUUUUGGAUAAAGUCGAUAAGGAUCUAAGAAAGUUUGAAACCGAAAUGAGAAAUAUUCAAGAAUCUGGGUCACUGUUUGAGGUCAACGUUCCGGACUUUAAAGUUCUAAAACAGUGUAGGAAAGACCUGAAAAUGCUAAAACAACUGUGGGACUACGUCCACAUUGUCCACACGUGCGUGGAUGACUGGAAAACAACGCCUUGGCGAAAAAUUGACGUUGAAAACAUGGACAUAGAGUGUAAAAAAUUUGCCAAAGAAAUAAGAAUGUUGGAUAAAGAAAUGCGGGGAUGGAACACAUAUUUGGGGUUAGAAGCGACCGUGAAAAACACGUUAACGUCGCUCAAAGCGGUUGGUGAACUUCAAAACCCAGCCAUUCGCGAAAGACACUGGAACCAACUUAUGAAAUCUACCAAGAAUUUAGCUGCCUUGCCCCCCGAAUUUACGACAAAAAUUGUUAUGGAUUACAACACCACUCUUGCCGAUCUGCUCGAACUAAACCUACACGAGUGCGAAGAAGAAGUCAAAAAUAUCGUCGACAAAGCCGUUAAAGAGAUGUCAAUGGAAAAAAUUUUGCGCGAACUCAACAUCACCUGGUCCGCGAUGGAAUUCGGUCACGAAAUUCAUCCCCGAACUGGGUGCAAACUACUAAAAACGAGCGAAGAGUUAAUCGAAACUUUAGAAGAAAAUCAAGUGCAGUUACAAAACUUGAUAACUUCUAAGUUCAUCGCACACUUCCUGGAAGAAGUGUCCAGUUGGCAAAGUAAACUAAGUCUGGCGGAUCAAGUCAUCUCUAUUUGGUUCGAGGUGCAGAGAUCUUGGAUGCAUCUAGAGUCGAUUUUUAUGAGUUCUGAAGACAUCAGGAAACAGUUGCCGGAAGAUUCGGAUAGAUUCGACAACGUGGAUACGGAUUUCAAAGAACUGACUACCGAAAUAAGCAAAAUACCUAACGUCGUUGAAUCUACUAACAGAGCAGGGUUGUUAGCCAUUUUGGAAAAAUUACAGAUGAAGUUGACUCUGUGUGAGAAAGCGCUUGCAGUUUACUUGGAGACUAAACGACUGUCGUUUCCAAGGUUUUACUUUAUCUCGUCAGCUGAUCUUUUAGACAUUCUAUCAAACGGGAAUCAACCGGAAUUGGUUGCUAAGCACCUAACGAAGCUGUUUGAUUCCAUCGCUAGGUUAAAUUUUGGAAGAAAUGAAGAUGGUAGCUUGAAUAAGGUGAUCCAUGGAAUGCACGCCAAAGAUGGGGAAUAUAUCGACUUUAAUCAAGCUACAACUUGUAGCGAAGCGGUGGAAGUGUGGUUAAAUCGCAUUCAGGACGCUAUGCGGUCGACGCUUAGACACUUAAUCGGUGAAGGAGUCGUAUCAUACGAGGAGAAGCCUCGCGAUCAGUGGCUGUUCGACUUUCCGGCCCAAGUAUCGCUGUGCGGUACACAAAUAUGGUGGACCUCUGAAGUGAAUAUAGCUUUUUCUCGUUUAGAGGAGGGCUACGAUAACGCGAUUCGUGAUUAUUACAAAAAACAAGUGUCCCAAUUAAGCACUCUAAUUUCGUUGUUGUUGGGAGAUCUGACAAAACAAGACCGGCAAAAAAUAAUGACCAUUUGCACUAUAGAUGUUCAUUCUCGUGACGUCGUUAGCAAAUUAAUUCAAAUGAAAGUUGAAAGCGCCUCGGCGUUCCAGUGGGUUUCCCAACUGAGACAUAGAUGGGACGAGCAAGAUAAACACUGUUUUGCCAAUAUUUGUGAUGCCCAGUUUAGGUACAGUUAUGAAUACUUGGGAAAUACUCCUCGACUUGUGAUAACACCCCUAACCGACCGAUGCUACAUCACGCUAACUCAGUCUUUGCAUCUGGUGAUGGGCGGAGGGCCAGCGGGGCCUGCCGGAACGGGCAAGACCGAGACGACCAAGGACUUGGGGCGAGCUCUGGGAAUAAUGGUCUACGUAUUCAACUGCUCCGAACAAAUGGAUUAUAAAUCCUGUGGUAAUAUUUACAAAGGGCUUGCUCAAACUGGAGCUUGGGGAUGUUUUGAUGAGUUCAAUAGAAUUUCAGUCGAGGUUCUUUCAGUGGUUGCCGUCCAGGUUAAGUCGGUUCUGGACGCCAUCAAGAACAAAAGGAUCACCUUCGACUUCAUGGGGGACCCCAUCGCUCUAGUUCCCACAGUCGGGAUUUUCAUCACGAUGAAUCCCGGUUACGCCGGCAGGACCGAACUGCCUGAAAAUCUGAAAGCACUAUUCAGGCCGUGCGCGAUGGUGGUCCCCGACUUCGAACUUAUCUGCGAAAUAAUGUUAGUGGCUGAGGGUUUUCAAGAAGCGAAAAUACUGGGAAGAAAAUUUAUAACAUUAUACACGCUGUGCAAAGAAUUAUUAUCGAAACAAGAUCAUUACGACUGGGGAUUGCGGGCAAUAAAGUCCGUUUUAGUAGUGGCCGGAUCAUUAAAAAGAGGGGAUCCGGGAAGGCCAGAGGAAGAAGUACUUAUGAGAGCGCUUAGAGACUUUAACAUUCCUAAAAUUGUAACUGACGAUUUUCCCGUGUUCAUGGGUUUAAUAGGUGACUUAUUUCCAGCCCUCGAGGUUCCCAGGAAACGUGAUGCUGAAUUUGAACGUACGGUUAAACAGGCGGCUAUCGAUUUGAAAUUACAACCAGAAGACAAUUUUAUAUUGAAAGUUGUUCAAUUAGAAGAACUAUUGGAAGUACGCCAUUCGGUUUUUAUCGUCGGUAACGCCGGCACCGGCAAAACGCAAGUGUGGAAAACGUUAUUUAAAACCUAUAUAAACAUAAAAAGAAAACCGGUUUACAACGAUCUCAAUCCGAAGGCCGUCACAAACGAUGAACUUUUCGGCAUAAUCAAUCCUGCUACCAGGGAGUGGAAAGAUGGUUUAUUAUCGGUUUUAAUGAGAGAACAAGCCAAUCUGAGUGGAGAUAAUCCAAAAUGGAUCGUUUUAGAUGGCGACAUAGAUCCGAUGUGGAUCGAGUCCCUAAACACAGUUAUGGAUGAUAACAAAGUACUCACUUUAGCUAGUAAUGAGAGAAUUGCCUUAACACCGGCAAUGAGAUUAUUAUUUGAAAUUUCAAACUUACGAACAGCGACACCGGCUACGGUUUCCCGAGCAGGAAUUCUUUACAUCAACCCUCAAGAUCUCGGCUGGAAUCCAUUCGUAACCAGCUGGAUCGAAACCCGAUCAAACUCGACCGAAAAGUCAAACCUCAUCAUGCUUUUUGAUAAAUAUAUUCCGGUCUGUCUGGAAAAUGUUCGCACACGUUUCAAGAAAAUAACCCCAGUGGCUGAAACCGCACACAUCGAAAUGCUAUGCCACUUGCUCGACUGUCUUUUAACCCCCAACAACGUCCCCAACGACUGUCCCAAAGAAUGGUACGAACUCUACUUCGUGUUUUGCUGCGUCUGGGCGUUCGGGUCGGCGAUGUUCCAAGAACAGACGACUGAUUACCGAGUGGAAUUUACCAAGUGGUGGACUAAUGAAUUUAAGUCGGUCAAGUUUCCCAGCGGCGGCACCGUCUUUGAUUAUUUCAUCGAGUCAGAAAGCAAGCAGUUCGUGUCGUGGACCGAGAGUCUGGGACGUUUCGAGCUCGAUCCAGACAUCCCCCUUCAGGCAGUAUUGGUUCACACGGCCGAAUCGAUCCGUAUUCGAUAUUUCUUGGAUUUGUUGAUGGCUAAGCGACGUCCGGUUAUGUUGGUCGGAAAUGCAGGUUGCGGCAAGACUGUGUUGGUCAGCGAGAAAUUGGCGUCAUUAUCCGAGAACUACGCGGUGACCAACGUGCCUUUCAACUUUUACACAACAUCGGAGAUGUUACAAAAGAUUUUGGAGAAGCCGUUAGAGAAAAAAGCUGGAAGGAAUUAUGGUCCCCCCGGAAAUAAAACUCUUGUUUAUUUUAUCGACGAUAUGAACAUGCCAGAAGUGGAUGCUUAUGGCACCGUGCAGCCUCACACCCUAAUAAGGCAGCACUUGGAUUAUGGACACUGGUACGACAGGAACAAGCUGUCGCUGAAAGAUAUACAUAAUUGCCAAUACGUAUCGUGCAUGAAUCCCACUGCAGGAAGUUUCACUAUAAAUCCGAGGCUACAGAGACACUUUUACGUAUUUGCGAUUAGUUUCCCCGGAAGUGAGGCUCUCUCGACCAUCUAUCAUGCAAUUUUAAGUCAGCAUCUAUCUAAUAUAGAACACAAGUUUCCCUCUGUCGUUGUAAAACUCGGCGACAACGUUGUAUCAGCUGCCGUUGCUUUACAUCACAAAGCAUCGCAAAUAUUCCUUCCUACGGCUAUAAAAUUUCACUACAUUUUUAAUUUACGAGAUAUAUCCAACGUAUUUCAGGGUUUGCUCUUUAGUACGAACGACUGUUUAAAUCAACCCACAGAUUUAGUUAGGCUGUGGUUACAUGAAAGUCAAAGAGUUUACGGAGAUAAACUAAUUGAGGAAAAGGACACUGACGCUUUUAACAAGCUACAAUUAGACUUGUUCAAGAAAAACUUCGAGGAAAUCGAUGAGUCCAUCGUUCUUGAAAAACCAAACAUUUAUUGCCAUUUUGCCGGAGGGAUAGGCGAACCCAAAUAUAUGCCAAUAACUAAGUGGGAAACCCUUAGCAAAUUGCUGACAGAAGCAAUGUCUAGUUACAACGACUUAGUUGCAGCUAUGAAUUUAGUCUUGUUUGAGGAUGCAAUGAUGCAUGUAUGUAGAAUAAACAGAAUCCUGGAGUCUCCCAGAGGCAGUGCAUUAUUGGUGGGAGUCGGUGGCAGUGGCAAACAAUCCUUGGCGAGACUGGCGGCUUUCAUAUCAUCUUUAGAAGUGUCACAAAUCCAACUCAAGAAGGGUUAUGGAGUCUUCGAUCUCAAGAACGAACUGUCUUCUCUCUACAUGAAAACCGGGCUAAAAAACGUCGGAAUAAUGUUUCUGAUGACAGACGCUCAAGUGCCCAAUGAGCAAUUUUUGGUUCUUAUAAACGACAUGUUAGCGUCUGGAGAAGUUCCCGACAUGUUUCCCGAUGACGAAAUUGAAAAUAUCAUCGCAGGAGUUCGUAACGAAGUAAAAGGAGCUGGUAUGUUAGACACUCGAGAAAAUUGUUGGAAAUUCUUUAUUGAUCGCGUAAGAAGACAGUUAAAAGUCGUAUUGUGUUUUUCACCUGUUGGCUCGACGUUGCGCGUUAGAUCAAGAAAGUUCCCGGCUAUUAUUAAUUGCACGCAAAUUAACUGGUUCCACGAGUGGCCUCAAGAAGCUCUAGUUUCCGUUUCGCUCCGAUUUUUGCAAGAACUGAAAGCCCUACCGGCAUCUUUGCUUGAUUCUGUAUCCAGAUUUAUGGCAUACGCCCACACUUCUGUAAAUGCCACUUCUAAAUUAUUUCUACAAAACGAACGGAGGUAUAAUUACACAACUCCAAAAUCAUACCUCGAACAAAUUAACUUAUAUACUAAGCUAUUAAUUAAGAAAACGGAUGAACUUCAGUGUAAAAUUGAACGCCUGGAAAACGGACUGGAUAAGUUGAAAAGUACUGCUGUUCAAGUCGAUGAACUUAAGAAAAAGCUAGCAAUUCAAGAAAUUGAACUUAAGGAAAAGAACGAAGCCGCGGACAGACUUAUCGAAAUUGUAGGUAUAGAGACUGAGAAGGUAUCAAUCGAGAAAAAACUGGCCGACGAAGAAGAAGAAAGAGUAGCGAUUAUUGCAGACGAAGUAAGUAAGAAACAAAAAGACUGCGAAGAAGACUUACUCAAAGCAGAGCCGGCAUUAAUAGCCGCCCAAGAAGCCCUUAACACACUAAACAAAGCCAACCUGACGGAAUUAAAGUCCUUCGGUUCGCCACCUGGAGCAGUGACAAACGUGACUGCCGCCGUCAUGGUUUUACUAGCUCCGGCUGCAAAAAUACCCAAAGACCGAAGCUGGAAAGCCGCUAAAAUAGUGAUGGCCAAAGUGGACGCAUUUCUGGACGCUUUAAUCAACUACGACAAAGAAAACAUUCACCCAGAAAUCACCAAAGCCAUCGAACCUUACUUGAAAGACGCAGAAUUCGAGCCAGAAUUUGUCAGGUCAAAAUCGGCAGCGGCGGCCGGACUUUGCGCCUGGGUGAUAAAUAUUAUUAAGUUUUAUGAGGUCUAUUGCGACGUUGAGCCUAAACGGAAGGCUUUAGCUGCCGCUAACGCGGAAUUAGCAGCUGCUCAGGAAAAACUCAGCGGAAUCAAAAAGAAAGUUGCCUCUCUAGAAGAGCAACUAGCGAAUUUGACUGCGGAUUUUGAAAAAGCGACAACUGAGAAAUUGUUGUGUCAACAAGAAGCGGAUGCCACGAAUGCAACGAUACAACUGGCAAAUCGACUCGUCGGAGGGCUGGCCAGCGAAAAUGUGAGAUGGGCGGAAGCCGUUAAUAACUUCGUAAAUCAGGGGAAAAUGUUACCGGGGGAUGUGUUAUUGGUUACUGCUUUUAUUUCUUACGUAGGAUGUUUUACGAAACAAUACCGCUUGGACUUACUACACAAAAUGUGGCUUCCGUUUCUGAAGACUCUAGAACCUCAUGUUCCCAUCACCGAGGAUCUGGAUCCAUUAACUCUACUAACGGAUGACACUCAAAUAGCGAAAUGGCAUAACGAAGGUUUACCCAGUGAUCGAAUGUCAACAGAAAAUGCGACGAUUCUUUCUAAUUCGGAUCGGUGGCCACUUAUGAUAGAUCCGCAACUUCAAGGCAUAAAGUGGAUCAAGCAAAAGUAUGGCGACGAAUUAAAGGUGAUCCGUUUAGGGCAAAAGGGUUAUCUGGAUGUGAUUGAAAAAUCAAUUACUUGCGGAGCAACAGUUUUGGUAGAAAAUAUCGAGGAGACAGUUGAUCCUGUAUUAGACACUUUGCUCGGUAGAAAUUUAAUUAAAAAGGGAAAGGCGAUAAAAAUUGGUGACAAGGAAAUCGAAUAUAACGCCACGUUUCGCCUCAUUCUUCAUACAAAAUUAGCAAAUCCGCAUUACAAGCCAGAGAUGCAGGCCCAAGCAACACUGAUUAAUUUCACAGUAACCAGGGAUGGCUUAGAAGACCAACUUCUGGCGGAAGUUGUUAAGGCCGAAAGACCUGAUUUGGAGGAGUUAAAGGCCGAAUUAACCAAGCAGCAAAACGACUUCAAAAUUAUGCUCAAAACUCUGGAAGACGACCUGCUGUCUCGCUUAUCGUCCGCGGGUGGGAAUUUACUGGGUGACACAACACUCGUCGAGAAUUUAGAAACCACGAAGCGAACGGCAGCCGAAAUAGAACAAAAAGUCGCAGAAGCCAAAGUUACUUCAAUUCAAAUCGAUCAAGCAAGAGAACAUUACAGACCGGCAGCAGCUCGAGCGAGUCUGCUUUAUUUCAUUUUGAACGAGUUAAAUACAAUUAACCCAAUUUAUCAGUUCUCGCUGAAAGCAUUCAGCGUCGUUUUUCAAAAAGCCAUCGCCAAAGCCGACCCUGCCGACGAAGUCGCAGCUCGAGUGAAUAAUUUAAUCGACUGCAUCUCGUUCUCUGUUUUCCAGUACACGACGCGGGGCCUGUUUGAAUGCGACAAAUUAAUUUUUGCCUCGCAGAUGACCUUCCAGGUGCUUCUUAUGAGCGAGGAGAUAUUGGCCCCGGACUUGGAUUUUCUUUUGCGCUUUCCAAUAAAACCACAUGUGACUAGUCCGGUCGAUUUUUUGUCCAACACGAGUUGGGGCGGAAUAUGCAGUCUAGCAACAAAAGAUGAGUUCCGAAACUUAGACAGAGACAUAGAAAAUUCCCCCAAACGUUGGAAGAAACUUGUUGAAUCUGAAUGUCCAGAGCGAGAAAAGUUUCCUCAAGAAUGGAAAAGCAAAACUGCCCUACAGAGACUUUGCAUGAUGCGAGCCCUUAGACCCGAUCGGAUGAUAUAUGCCAUGAUGGCGUUCAUUGAAGAAAAACUAGGUGCGAAGUAUGUGGAGAACAAAACAGUAGAAUUCUCUAAAUCAUUUGAGGAAACAAGUCCAUCGACACCGAUUUUCUUUAUUUUAUCCCCCGGCGUUAAUCCUUUGAAAGAUGUAGAAGAUUUAGGAGAAAAACUUGGUUUUACAUCAGAUAAGCAGAAUUUUCACAACGUAUCGUUGGGUCAAGGCCAGGAAGUCGUAGCCGAAAAGGCGAUGGAAGUUGCAGCACUGCACGGGCACUGGGUCGUCUUACAGAACAUCCAUCUGGUUAAAAAAUGGCUGCCUCUGCUCGAAAAAAAUUUAGAACGCUACGCGGAAGGCUCUCACUCUAAUUAUCGGGUUUUUAUGAGCGCCGAACCUGCCGCAACUCCCACCGCCCACAUCAUCCCGCAAGGAAUUUUAGAAUCCUCAAUAAAAAUAACAAACGAGCCACCGACGGGGAUGCAGGCAAAUUUACAUAAAUCUCUAUCGAAUUUUAGUCAGGAAACAUUAGAGCAAUGUGGAAAGGAAGCUGAAUUUAAAGUCAUACUAUUUUCUCUGUGCUACUUUCACGCAGUUGUGGCAGAACGCAGGAAAUUCGGACCGCAAGGCUGGAAUAAAGUCUAUCCCUUUAACGUCGGAGAUUUAACUAUUAGCGUAUUCGUGCUUUACAAUUAUUUAGAAGCUAAUUCUAAAGUGCCAUGGGAGGACCUAAGAUAUUUGUUCGGGGAGAUUAUGUACGGCGGACACAUUACCGACGACUGGGAUAGAAGGCUCUGUAUUACGUACUUAGAAGAACUUCUACAACCCGAUUUGGUUGACGGCGAAUUAAUGCUAGCCCCAGGUUUCGCUGCCCCCCCGAAUACCGAUUACGUGGGGUAUCACAACUACAUCGACGAAAUGAUGCCUCCCGAGUCGCCCUACUUGUACGGUCUGCACCCCAACGCAGAAAUCGGUUUUUUGACAACUACAGCCGACGAUCUCUUUCGGACCGUGUUCGAGAUGCAGCCUCGAGACGCCGGGACUUCAGGAGGCACCACCAUUACAAGAGAAGAUAAAGUAAAGCAAAUGGUCGACGAAAUGAUCGAAAAGCUUCCCGAAGACUUCAAUAUGACAGAGAUAAUGGGCAAAGUAGAAGAGCGUACUCCUUAUGUGAUUGUGGCGUUUCAAGAGUGCGAAAGAAUGAAUUAUCUAACUGGAGAAAUUAAGCGUUCUUUGAAAGAACUCGACCUGGGAUUAAAAGGGGAACUUACAAUAACGUCGGAUAUGGAAGAUCUUGAAAACGCAUUAUUCUUGGAUCAAGUGCCACCGGUCUGGGGUCGGAGGGCUUAUCCUUCGCUUCUUGGCCUAACGUCUUGGUUUGUUGACUUAUUGUUGAGAAUUAGGGAAUUAGAAACGUGGUCCACUGACUUUGUGUUACCGGCGUCAGUCUGGUUGGGCGGAUUCUUCAAUCCCCAAUCCUUACUCACAGCGAUUAUGCAAAGCACGGCCAGAAGAAACGAACUACCGUUGGAUAAAAUGUGUCUCCAGUGUGAUGUAACCAAGAAACAAAAAGAAGAAUUCACGAGCGCCCCCCGAGAAGGGGCCUACAUUCACGGUCUGCACAUGGAAGGCGCCAGAUGGGACGUCCAAGCCGGAAUUAUAAUGGAUUCGAAACUGAAAGAACUAUUUCCAGGAAUGCCGGUUAUCAACGUCAGAGCCAUAACUCAAGAUAAGCAAGAUCUCAGAAACAUGUACGAGUGUCCCGUUUAUAAAACACGGACCAGAGGUCCCACAUACGUAUGGACGUUCAACCUAAAAACCAAAGACAAACCUGCCAAAUGGACCCUAGCCGGUGUGGCCCUCCUCCUCCAAACCUAACUUCCGCAAAUAAA
Molecule: messenger RNA, 13560 nt
Organism: Zophobas morio
Lineage: Eukaryota; Metazoa; Arthropoda; Insecta; Coleoptera; Tenebrionidae
Gene: Dhc93AB
Product: dynein beta chain, ciliary
Exons: 43
Coding region: 104-13546 (4480 amino acids)
Biological process (GO): microtubule-based movement
Cellular component (GO): dynein complex
Molecular function (GO): dynein light intermediate chain binding; ATP binding; dynein intermediate chain binding
Source: RefSeq, a predicted model, not a curated record